Tinamus guttatus (white-throated tinamou) is the source of this 2974-nucleotide messenger RNA. The record is from RefSeq and is a predicted model, not a curated record. NCBI's taxonomy places the organism in Eukaryota, Metazoa, Chordata, Aves, Tinamiformes, Tinamidae.
GUGUGAGACGCUGCAGGGGCAGCUGGAGGAGCUGGAGAGAGCUGCUACCCACUUGGAAAAGCUCUGCCCAGCUCAGAUGGGUACCAUUGGCCCAAAGGUGCAGGGAGCCCUGCAGGCCUGGGAAGGACUGCAGAAGCUGCUAAGGGAGAACAAGGCCCACGUGCAACAGGCUGCACGGCUGCGGCAGUUCUUCAAGGAUUAUUUAGCCAUGAUCUCCUGGACGGAGGACACACGGGCUCAGAUCUUCUCGGAAAGCCCGGGCAGCAAUAGCCUUUUGGAUAUUCAGUGUGAGGAACUGGAGAGAAAGAUUGAAGGCAAGUUCAAGGAGUUUGAGGAACUGGCAGCAGUGGGACAGACGCUGGUGGCUGAGGAGCACUAUCUGAGUGAGACAAUAAAGGAGCGCAUGGAGGAGCUGCAGAGCAUGCUGGGCUGGGUGCUGGUACGUUGGCGAGCGCAGAAACACCAGCGAGACCCUGGAAGCAAGCAGGAGGACAGAAAGGACCCUGAAAGUCCCCCGGGUGUGCCUUCAACUGGCCAGGAGCAGCAAGUCCCAUGUGCUCAGCCAUGUGCAGACAGCAUCCUUGGCCUGAAAGGAUUUGCACCCUGCUCCCCAUCUGUAUCUACUCAAAGAUUAAAGCUGCAGUCACAGGUGCUGGAGAAAACGGCCAUUUCCCCGCCAGUGUCACCCGUCUCAGAUGCCCUCUUUGGACCAGAGCCCAGCAGCUUGGUGCCCCACAGCCCUCCCCCUGAGGAGGAGGGUCUCAUCUGGGAUCCUUCUGAGACCUCCACUGUGUUGUUGCCGUCGCGAGGGACUGGCAGCCUGGGCGGAACAGUCAACUUGAUCCUGAGCAUUGGCAAGAAGGGAGAGAAGAAGACACCACAGCUGGCGUUGGGUGGAGAACGGCCUGAGGAUGAAGCUCCACAAACGGCGAGCGCCUCCGCGUGCGUGGAGGAGCACUAUGGACAGAGGGCAAGGAGCUCCGCCGUGCGGCAGCCAGCAAAGCAAGCGCCAGCCGCAGCCUGCCGCCCUCCGGCACCCCGCGCUGGGGCAACCCACACCCUGCCCAAGGCCAGCCCCGGCUCCAUCUUCAACAGCCUGCAGAGGAAGGAGAAGGUGAAGGCUGAGCACGCGCGGCUGCUAACGCUGCAAGGCAUCAUGGGCCCCAGCUCCCUGCAGCCCCUGCCCGAGGAGAGGCACGGCCCCAGCAACACGUGGCCCUUGAAGUGCGGACGGAGGAAGGCGGUGCCGGGGGCUCCCGGCCCCCAGCUCGAGGAGCUGCUGCUCUACGUGAAGAACCCGCUGGUGCGGGACAUUGAUGCAGAGUGUGGGGCCGCCCCCGGGGUGUCCAAACUCAGCCUCCCCCGCCACAGCGGGGGACCUAGUACUGUGCAGCCUGCCGACGGGCCAAGUAACACCUGCCCCCACCUCUCGCUUGGGUCUGUCCUCAGCCUGGAGCUACCCAAGGACUUGGCUGCCUUGGGCUGCCUCCAAGGCGCUGCAAUGGCGGCACCGCAGGAGGAGGUGGAGGGGAAGGAGAAGAAGCAGGACAGAAGGGCGAAGCGCUGGGAGGCGGCAGGGGCAAGCAAGCCCGGGCGGCAGGAGGAGGACGCAGACAGUCACAGUGCCCAGGGGCUGGGUGAAGGCCUGGGGAAGCCCCCCAAGGACGAGCGAGGAACGUGGUUCGAAGAGGUGAGCUUCAACCCGAGCUACAGCCGGCAGAAAGCACAAGGCUUGGAGGUGGCCCACUGCGAGGAACGGAGCAGUCCUGACAGCCCCAAUGAAGACAUGCUGGACUUCAGGCUGAACCGGCUGUCCCGCAUCAGCGUGCUGCACGAGCAGCUCUCGGUGUUCGCCUGUGAGCUGGGCGGCCAGCAGCACAGCCCCGAGACCCGGAGCCCGGCGGAGAUCUGCCACCCAGCCCACAAGCUGUUUGAAGAGGAGGAGGAGGAGCUGCAGGCCAUCUGGGACCACGCAGAAGAGCAACUGGCACCAAGCCUGCGGGCAGAGAGCAGCACCCAACGCCUGCCCACCAGCAGGACGGGCAGCCUGCAGAGCCCCGAUGUCAACAGCGGGCCCCUGAUCCUCUCGGCAACUAAUAACGUACUGGUAGCCAAGUUCACCCUUCCCACUUCUGCCCAGCUGCUGCACAGCCCAGUGGUAGAGAAGCGCCCCAGCGACAGGCACAGCGGCAGCCCGAGCACGCGUGGGGCAGCCCUUCCCUGCCCAGAGGCACCCCACAGCAUGGGGCACUCCAUGUCCACAGCCUGGGCAGACAGUCCCAGGUCGCGGGAUCAACAUCAGGACGAGGAGCAAGAGGGCGGCAAGGCCCCUCUCGGUAAAACAGAGUUUCAGAUGAUGGAGGGGACCCUGGAGAGGAAGCACGUGCUGCAGACAGGAGGUAGAAAGGCGACCUGUCGCGCCUGGAGCCUGUUCCACGCGGUGCUGAUGAGGCAGACGCUGUGCUUCUACCAGGACCGCAGGGACAGCCUGAAGAGCUCCGUGGUGGCCCUUCCCCUGAACCUCUCCGGGGCGGUCUGUGCCCCAGACACAGAGUACACCAAAAAGACCAACUGCUUCAGGCUACAGCUGCGGGAUGGCUCUGAGUAUCUUCUGAGGGCCCCAUCCCAGAUGCUCAUGAAUGAGUGGGUUUCCAAGCUGCAGCAGAACUCAGGUUUCCCCGAAGUGGAUUACUUCCAGGCAGCAGCACAGAGUGUCGAGAACACCAGCCCUGCUGGAGGUUUCAGCAAAGUCACUGGGCCCGGAAGCUCCCACCUCCAGGGGCCCUCUCAGGCCAUGACUGCCAAGAGCCAAGAGAUUGUGGUGUUACCGCGCUCAAAUGCCAGGCUGCAGCUGCCUUUUGGCAGCCAGGAUGGCCCAGCAGACGGCGCAGCAUCCUCAGCAGGUGACUUUCCUGCCCCUCGGGCUUCCUGGCCGCAGGGCCCAUGGAGCCUACCCUACUCACUACACAAAUAA